Messenger RNA from Branchiostoma floridae (Florida lancelet), 1793 nucleotides. RefSeq lists its product as uncharacterized. NCBI's taxonomy places the organism in Eukaryota, Metazoa, Chordata, Leptocardii, Amphioxiformes, Branchiostomatidae. The record is from RefSeq and is a predicted model, not a curated record.
GCAGAAAGGACAGCGCUUAUAAGGAAGCUGACUCAAACUAUAAAGAGGUGAGCAGGGCGUUCUUUGUUCUUUCUGACGCGUCGCACAGACAAAUCUACAAUGACAGCGGCGUCAUCCCCAACUCUCCCAAGCCUACCAAGAAGUCAAUACGGCAGCGAAGAGACUAUUGUGUGCAACAUAAUUCACAAAGCAUAACUAUCUAUGUACCCCCAAACCUUGCGAAGUCCUGGCUAACUGCCUGUGAAGAAGAGCACGCCACUAAUGCAACAAAAUUGACUCAAGGCCACCAAAUCAAAACUACGUUCGGUGAUGCCAAGUCUGAAGAAUCGGUUGGAACCGUGAGCAUCACAGUGUAUGAAAGCACUCAAAAACUGUUGAUUCAGGGUUCGGCAUAUUUGCUCUGGUUUUCAGAAGUCUUUCCUACACUUAGGAAGAGAAUCAAAGCCAAGUCUGUCAGUGCUGAAACUCAAACCGAAAACAUGGCUUCCGAGGCGGCAGAUAGCUCAGAGUCUGUGAUUGUUCCUAACCCGUCAAUUUGCCAAACAUGCGAUCAGCCCCUAUCAUCCGAUGUUUGCCCUUUAUGCAAUACUGUACCUAAAGACUUUGUGGAUGUGAACAGUAAUGAGAUCAACACUUCCGCAAACCACCUCAUUCAAGACAGCAUCAACAAGCUGGAAACCUGCCUGAUAAACUCCAUCGCAGACAGAAAGCUGUUUGAGGACUCUAUCUCUCAACGCCUCUCUGCUCUGGAAGCCAAACCAAACUCAUGCAAACAUGUUUGUGACAUUUCAUCUACUGUUGAGGGAAGAAGAUUAAGGGAGGAUAUUGUGCGACUAGAGGGUGUAAAGUGUCAGUUGGAGCGCGAAGUCAAGUCAUUGCAGGAAAAACUAGAGGAGUUAGCUAGUUAUGUCCACAUCCAGUCCAGUAAAACGCCGAUAGAACUGAAAUCUAUGGAAACCCAGACCACAGAUAAUCAAUCUAUGGAUCAAGAUUCUGAUCGUGCUGAUAAGCUGAUACACGAAGUCGUCGCUACAGUGAACGUACAAAACCGAUUUGAAGUUCUGGAUAAAGUCUCUGAUCAUCCCGACUCAGACAGUUCGCACAUGCUGUCGAAACAAGGAGCACGGAGUGUCAAUUCAAAGGCAAAUCACAGGACCCACGCGACCCGCUAUGAAAAGGCACCGCCAAAGGACGAAGGAAUUAGCACCUCUCAGGGAAAACAAGGCACACAACUCGACAUUCUGAUUUUGGGGGACUCAAAUACAAAGGCGCUAAAAGGGGACAUUCUAUACCCCAACAAAAGUGUGAGAAAGGAGCUAACAUAUAACUUGACAGAGGCUACCGAAUAUAUCCAACACUCCAGGUUGCCUGAUCCUAAGGUUAUUUUGGCUCAUGUCGGUACAAAUGACAUUCGGGACAUCCGAGAUGCAUCGAAAGUGUCUGAAGGCUUCCGCAAGUUCAUUCAAACCUCCCGUGACAAAUACCCACAGACCAGUCUUGUCCUUUCGUCCAUUCUACCAAGAGACGCCCCUACCCUACACGGUAUCGGAGAUGAUGUGAAUUCCUUUCUGAAAGUAGUCGGGGAUGAAACGAGCUUCGUCCAUAUCGUUGACAACACAAACUUUGCCAACGAAGGGGCGAUUAAAAGUGCUCUAUUCGCUUCGGACGGCUACCAUAUCAACAGGAAUGGAAUUCGCGUUCUAGCUGCUAAUAUCAAGCGAACAACCAACACGAUGGUCCAAAAGGGCAUGAAAAAUCCCCACUUGUGGGACAUGAAUAUUGAUGAUAAUUAG